This is a messenger RNA of Solanum verrucosum, 942 nucleotides long. RefSeq lists its product as uncharacterized. Gene Ontology annotation, molecular function: phosphoric diester hydrolase activity. Bases 1 to 936 code for a protein of 311 amino acids. Gene Ontology annotation, biological process: lipid metabolic process. The record is from RefSeq and is a predicted model, not a curated record. The transcript has 2 exons. Lineage: Eukaryota; Viridiplantae; Streptophyta; Magnoliopsida; Solanales; Solanaceae.
AUGGGUAACGAGGUGUCUAGACAAGUGCAAAAUUUGCGUGAUCGCCGGAACAGAAAUGGAUGCAACUUUCCUGGUUAUGAUUAUCAUGUACAGGACAGAAAAAAUUGGAUGUCAACACUUGCCUCCGAGAGACUUCAUGUGAACCAGAUUGUUUGGCCAGGUACACAUAAUUCUGCAACUGAAUAUGUUGGAGACCCAAUCAUAACUCGCCCUUGUGGUCGAUGCCAACGUUUGUCCAUUUACCAACAACUUGUAAUUGGUGUUCGUGUUUUUGAUAUCCGUGUUCAAAAAGAUCGACUUGUAUGCCAUGACAUCCUUAAUGGCUACAACGUUGAUGUUGUUAUCAACGAUGUCAAGACAUUCCUGUUGGAAACACAUUCAGAGAUAAUAAUCCUGGAAAUAAGUAGAGAGUUUGGCCAACAGGAUCCAUCAGAUUUUGACAGGUAUUUGGAGGCUGAGCUAGGGGAGUUUCUCAUCCACCAAGAUGACAAUGUUUUCAACAAGACUAUAGCAGAGCUAUUGCCAAAACGAAUAAUAUGCAUUUGGAAACCAAGAAAUUCUCCUGAACUUAGACAAGGAGGUCAAUUAUGGAGUUCAUGUUAUCUAAAAGGUGACUGGACAAACACUGACUUACCUGAAACAAAAUUUGAAAGCAAUAUGCAGCAUUUGAGCAACCAACGACCAGUAACAUCCCAGAUAAAACAAGGUGGAGAACACAGUGACAGCACAGACAAAUACUCUAAACCUGUUGUUUGGUACACUGGGGUGGAACAACUGAAUCUACAGAUUCAACCAUUUGCAAGGUUGUUUAUAAUGGAAUGUAUUUCUCGAGGUUAUGGUGAUCGAUUACAAAUAUUUUCAUCAGACUUCAUAGAGGAGGAUUUUGUGGAUGCGUGCAUUGGUCUUACCAAUGCAAGGAUCGAAGGGCAGCUCUGAAUCUGA